Messenger RNA from Saccostrea echinata, 1385 nucleotides. Its product is annotated as potassium voltage-gated channel subfamily C member 3-like. NCBI's taxonomy places the organism in Eukaryota, Metazoa, Mollusca, Bivalvia, Ostreida, Ostreidae. Gene Ontology annotation, cellular component: membrane; voltage-gated potassium channel complex. Gene Ontology annotation, biological process: potassium ion transmembrane transport; protein homooligomerization. Gene Ontology annotation, molecular function: voltage-gated potassium channel activity; protein binding. The coding region runs from base 24 to 1385 and encodes 453 amino acids. The record is from RefSeq and is a predicted model, not a curated record. The transcript has 2 exons.
UGAAAGUUCAUACAGUAUACAUUAUGACAACUGUAUUACUGAAUAUCGGUGGUUCCAUAUUUCAAACAACAUUUGAAACUCUGGAAAAAAUUCCAGGCACAAAACUUAGUUGUCUCAAACGAGAUAUCUCAGUCAAAACUUCCAGAGCGUCUUUCUACUUUGACAGAAACCCGGAUGUUUUCAAUAGCAUUUUGGAUCUUUACAGAACGGGAGAGCUUCAUUUUCCUUCAAACAUAUGCGGGGCUACUAUAAGAAACGAGCUUGAAUUCUGGGAAAUUGACAAAUCCUAUCUCAGUGAAUGUUGUUUAAAAGCUCUCUACAAACAUGAAAAUGACAUGUGUAUUUUGCAAGAAAUCAAGAAUCUUGAAAAAUAUAAAGUUUUGGAUGUUCCUAAGGAAGAAAGUCGCAAAGGGUGUUGGCGAAAUUGCAUCUGGAAAACACUGCAAUAUCCUGCAUCAUCUCGAAAAGCAAGCGUUUUCAACAUUCUGUACUUAUUGGUCGUGGUUCUGUCAACAUCGGUAUUGUUCUUGAGUACACUUCCUAGUCUCAGGCAGCCAACCUCCAACAACUUCAAUGAAACCAUAGCUGUUGAGAAACCCCAUAUCUACACCAAAACUAUUGUAGCACCACCUGUUUUCUACUUAGAUCUUAUCUGUGGUAUAUUUUUCACGUUUGAGUACAUAACACGUAUUGUCGUGACGCCAAUAAAAUGGAGGAAGUUUUUCUGUACACCACCUAACGUUAUUGACGUUGUGGCUAUUAUAGCAUUUUGGAGUUUGUGUUCUUUAGUUAUUAACCGGCCAGACUUUAUGGAAGACAAAACAUUCUCUUAUGUAAUCAUGAUCCUGUCUUCUGCACGGCUGCUUCGAUUAUUCCGGUUCUAUAGAUUCCUCAAUAGAUUCAGAAGUUUUGACGUUAUAAACCUAGCCGUUCGGGCAAGUAUUUGUCAGUUUGGAAUUCUUAUAGCUGUUUUUAUUCUUUCAAAUUUAUUUUUCGGAUACCUGAUUUAUUAUGCUGAGUUUGAAGAAAAACAUUCAUUCAGUAAUGCCUUUCUUGGGUUUUGGUGGGCUGUUGUUACUAUGACUACGGUAGGGUAUGGUGACGUAGUGCCCACGUGCUAUCUUGGACGCGUCGUAGGAAUGGUAUGUGCUCUGACGGGAAUUCUUAUUCUUGCUAUGCCAGUUGCCGUUGUGACUUCAAAUUUUACUGUUUACUACAACAAACUUAAGGAAUACACGAAUCAUAAGCACGCAGAGGAAAGAAAAUGUGAAAGUAGAUCCCGUCUGAAAAAAGCAAAAGAAAAUGGAUCUGUUUGCCCGAUGCCUGUCUUAACUUUAGAAAAAAUAGAAUCACCCACAAUAUAUCUAAACGGAACUGAAUCUUGA